Messenger RNA from Symbiodinium sp. CCMP2592, 2667 nucleotides. The record is from the annotation of a GenBank genome assembly. Lineage: Eukaryota; Dinophyceae; Suessiales; Symbiodiniaceae.
GGGACUGGGGAACGAGUUUUCGUCAAAUUGCGUAAAGCGAUGAACGGAUUGCGCUCUGCUCCAUUAUCUUGGUAUUGCGAGUUGGCUGAAUACUUGCGCUCUCAGAACUUCGAAGCAAGUUUGGACCCCACUAUCUUCCGUCGUCUUACGAAGAAGGGUUUGACGAUUGUGUUGUUUUAUGUGGAUGACUUGCUGAUCUAUAGUGAAGAUGAAGCUGAGGGGCGCCGGUUCUAUGAGGAGUUGCGUAAGAGAUACAAACUGAAACUUACGGGCGAGUUGAUUCAAGAUUGCCCCGGGGAAGUCUCGUUUCUCGGUCGGCGGAUCUUUCGCCGUAAGAAAGGGGAACGUACGGUGUAUUUCGGGCUAGACGAACAGUACCUGAGUUCUUGUUGCGAGGAGUACGGAAUCACCAAACCUGCACCAAAGCUCCCUUCCCUUGAACGCCGCUAUGCGGAGUUGCUGAAGAAAGGCCAGACUGAGCUGAUCAGUCCAGCUGCUCACGAAAGGUACAGAAGGACUCUGGGCCGUUUGGCCUGGGCGGCUCUGUCACGACCAGACCUGCAGUUUGUGUGUGGGUUUCUGGGCCGCCACCAAGCAGCUCCUGACGAGGCUGCCGAGACCUGUAUGAGGGAUGUCCUUCGUUGGGUCAAGGGUCUUCCGCACAAGGUCCAGAGGUUUCCGAGCAAAAGGGAGAGCUUGGAAGAUGAUGCGGACCCUGCCUCUGUAUCUUGUUUUACGGACGCGAGCUGGAGUCUGAAUUCGGUAAGCGGCGGGAUCAUCACUUGGGAGAACUGUUCCCUGAAAAGCUUCAGCAGGAAACAAACGACUACCGCACUCUCCAGUGCGGAAGCAGAACUCGCUGCACUCACAGAGGUUGCUCGUGAAGGGUUGUACAUUGCUUUGCUUGUGGAGACCAUCCGCGAGGGUAUGCCGAAAGACAGGGAAACCGGUUAUUAUGUUCUUAAGGGAUAUUCUGAUUCCGAAUCGGCGGUUUGUAUAUCGAAGAUGCAGACCCUCCUGAGGAAAGUGAGGCACAUCGAACUGCGUGCCGCAUUCCUUCAGGAGCUGGUGGCCAGGGGUCGUUUUACUAUAGAACACAUACCGGGAGUGAUAAACCCUGCGGACGCCCUCACGAAGAGUCCCACCAACGAAAGUUUGGCUAGUUUGUACGAUGCCUCUGGGCUUGUGGAUGAACCGAAGGCCUGGGAGAGUGAGCCUACUGAGGUGCACGUGUCUUUUGAAGAGCCCAAUGAAAACGAACGAAAGGCCCUGGAGAAGUGGAGAGCGGCUCUGGCCGUUCACAAGAGGUCCUGGAAAAGGAUCGAGAAGCUGUUGGAGCCUUACGUGGGCUCCCCGAACCUUCUGCUUUCUCACGAGUGGCCUGAGAGGUCAGGACUGUGGGAUGAGACUGUGUUUAAGAGGGUUUCUAAGAAGCUUCGUUUGGAUCAGGGUUGCGUUGUGGAUCGUUGUUGCUUUGAAAAGGGUGACCAACGACCUUGGAAAAGAUGGUGGUUUGUGUCUAACCGCACAGAGUUUGGACACAGUCACUACUACCUUCCUCUUCCUGAGUCAGGUGUGUAUCCAGAGGGCUUAGGAUUCGCUCUCUUGAAGAACGCGAAGAAGACUUUUGAGGAGAAUGAGGUCGAUCCUCCUCUUGCCGAGUGCACUUCUAGAGCUUGGAAGUGGGCACCACUCCUUGCUUGCUUUCUGCAGCCACUACUUCUGGUAGUGGUUUCCACACCAGCUUGCAGCCAUGCCGCGCACUCCCAAGUGGAUCCCGUGCGCUUGUGGGUACCACUGGGCCUGGAAACGCCAGGUCGAGACGGUCGCACCAAAGGCAAGGGAAAAGGAGAGGGAAAGGGUUCUAAGAACCUUCCAGGUGGCAAAGUCGGCGCGGUACUCGCGGGUCUUUGGAAAGACCUACCAGAGGCCGCCCAGAAAGCCUUUCAGGAGGUCGGGUACAGCCCACCUCGGCCGAAAGGGCCGCCGCCACCCCCGCCAGGACUGGACCUCCAGUCCCUCCUUAAGGGUAGGAUGACCGAGAAGGAGUACAACGCUGCCAGGGCCGUGGUCUACGCGGGGGCAGGGCUCCACGUCCAGACCCUUUUGGAGGCCGCGGGAAUCCCCCCUCCACCCGAUGAGGACCUCGACCAGCCUGAGCCCACGCCCCAAGAGAAGCUGACCAGGUGUGUCAGCGACUUCAAGAAGGCCACCAACCAGAUGAAGAAUCUGGUGGAGAAGAAGGCCAAGCUCCAGGCCCGAGCGGACAAGCUCAAGCAGGAGCUGGAAAAGCUCAUUGGGGACGUGGACCAGGUCGACAAGGACAUCAAGGCCAAGGAUGUCGAGAUCCAGGAAACGGCCAAGGCUUUCAAAGAGAUGACGGCGGACUCCACUAGCACCGCCUUCAGCGCCCUGGAGGCGGUCCUAUCGGAGGCUGGCCAUGAGCUCAAUGAAGCCACCCGCGCCAAGAUGAAGGCUGCCUUGGUCGGGAAGGAGGACCUCCCCCCGGACCCCUUCAUCGUGGGUUUCAGAGGGCCUGAUGAGUACUUCCCUCGGGGGAUGCCCCCCAUGUACGGGCCUGCCCGCACCGAUCCGCAUGGGAAGCGCCCCACACCUUUGGAAGGGACGAAGCCAGAGGGAGCUGCAGGCAGCGACAACCCCGAAUAG